This is a messenger RNA of Ogataea haglerorum, 1074 nucleotides long. RefSeq lists its product as uncharacterized. The coding region runs from base 1 to 1074 and encodes 357 amino acids. The transcript is spliced from 2 exons. The record is from RefSeq and is a predicted model, not a curated record. Lineage: Eukaryota; Fungi; Ascomycota; Pichiomycetes; Pichiales; Pichiaceae. Gene Ontology annotation, molecular function: phosphatidylglycerophosphatase activity.
AUGCUAAAUUUGAGUGCUACGCUGCACGUCUGGAAGGCCGUCGCCAACCCGGCGCUCGUGAACCCGCAGCUGAUUGUCCCCACGUUCCAGCACCUGCCGCAUCACCUCCCCCACAUCAGAGGCAUGGUGCUGGACAAGGACAACUGCAUUGCAAAAGACCACGACGACAGAGUCUGGCCCGCUUACGAGGAGCGCUGGAGCUCUCUCAAGGAGGAAUACCCCGGACGGCUGCUCAUUGUGAGCAACUCGGCGGGCACGAACGACGACGUGGACGGCCAGGCGCAGCGGCUCGAAAAGAACACUGGCGUGCCUGUUCUGCGGCACUCCACCAAGAAGCCCGGGUGCUGGCCUGAGAUUGUGGCCUGGUUCGGGCAGCGCGGCGUGGCGCCGCACGAGAUCGCCGUCGUGGGCGACCGCCUGUUCACAGACAUCUUGAUGGCCAACAUGAUGGGCUCGUACGGGGUGGCCAACUGGGACGCCAUAUUCUCCGACCCCAAGAUGUUCUCCUCGAUGCUCAUCUACAUAGCGUUCAUGAUGGCACAACUGGGGCUCAGCUACGCCGGGUUCGUGUAUUUUGAGGUCGAAAACAGGCCCGCCAUCUACAGCGUGUCGCUGCUGUACAACAUAUUUGCGUCGUACUUCUUCCCGAUCCUCAUAGCCAGCACCAUGGAGGAGAACCUGGAGAACCCGUUCGAGAGCCUGCGCAAGGAGGUGCGCGCGUGCCAGGGGUUUUUGGUGUGCGUGUGCAUCCAGGCGGCGGCUCUGGCGCUGUCAGCGUGGUCCACGGUGCGGAUAUUGCAGACGGGGCAAGUGCUGCUUGUCGACUACGACUACGUCUCGAGAAGCACCAAGAAAAUCGACGUCACCAGCAUGAUCAAGGUGUUCCAGGUGGUGAGCUUGAGCCUGACGGUGUUUGGGUUCCUGAUGAGCCUCGUGAACUUCGUCAUCACGCGAAACAGACUCAUCCGGUACCUGCACCGCAUCGAGCGCGAGGGCGAGCACGAGUGGGCCGGACACAAUCUGCCGGACGACUUCUACGAGCGCUGUCUCAAGACGCACCGCGGCACGGCUUAA